GUUAAGUGCCAAAACCUGCUUAGAGUUAAUGGUGAGCGUUAAGUAUAAGCUUUCUUCAAAAGCUCUUAAAAAGAUAACCUUUCACGGGCUUAAAUAUCCUUCGAACAGAAUUCUGGGCGUUUUACUUUGUAACGGAUCUUGUGACGAUCACGACCUACUUAUUGUCGACGCAAUACCUCUCUUUCACUCAUGGCCUUCUCCAUUAUUACUAGAAGCAGCUUUGAGUCAAGUUGAGUCCUUUUCCAAAAAAUAUAAAUUACUUAUUGCCGGAUAUUAUGAAGGACUUGACACGAUAAGUAGCGAUUUGCAGCCUUCGUCUCUUGGACUGUUGCUUGCUUCCAAACUAGCUGAAUUUUGUUUAAAUUCUUGUAUUUUAUUAAUAGACGAAUUGUCUUUUGUUGAACGGUAUCAAUUCGCGUUUAAACUUUUAUUGAGAGAAAAGGGGAACUGGAUUACUCAAGAUGAAGAUAGCUUGUUAAUUGAAAAGCUAACUUCUAUAGAAAAAGAGUUUGCGGAAACGAGAUAUAGAAGCCUUUACGACUUCGAGGACCAUUUAAAAAAUCCUUCCCUCAAUUGGCUCGCUUCUUACUAAUAUGUUUUUUGUAAAGCAAAAGGCUAUUAAUAACCUGUUUAA
This is a messenger RNA of Zophobas morio, 634 nucleotides long. RefSeq names its product ER membrane protein complex subunit 8/9 homolog. The transcript has 6 exons. Gene Ontology annotation, cellular component: EMC complex. Bases 29 to 592 code for a protein of 187 amino acids. The record is from RefSeq and is a predicted model, not a curated record. NCBI's taxonomy places the organism in Eukaryota, Metazoa, Arthropoda, Insecta, Coleoptera, Tenebrionidae.